This is a messenger RNA of Athalia rosae (coleseed sawfly), 2382 nucleotides long. Its product is annotated as serine protease snake-like. The transcript is spliced from 5 exons. The record is from RefSeq and is a predicted model, not a curated record. Gene Ontology annotation, molecular function: serine-type endopeptidase activity. Gene Ontology annotation, biological process: proteolysis. Bases 359 to 1759 code for a protein of 466 amino acids. NCBI's taxonomy places the organism in Eukaryota, Metazoa, Arthropoda, Insecta, Hymenoptera, Athaliidae.
UUGCCAUAAAAUUAACGUGCCAUACCGAUAUUGGUAUUUUCAUACUCGUCACGGGAACUACAGCGGUCAUUUCAAAUCCGGGAGGAAAAUAAUAUUAAUACAAGCUGAAGCGUUGAGUCGAUACUUGAAGUGUCGCGUUAUUCGGGACAUACUUGUCAAUGAGUCAGAAAAAUUGCGUAUAUCAGACGCGUUAAAUCUGCGAGUUGGCAGUCUGAUCGGGUCGUGUAUGUUGCGAACAGCUGCCCGCAGGAGUACGGUAGAACAGAUCGGUUUAGCUCUUUCUAAACAGUAACCAUAAUUAACACGAUUCAAACUCAAGCUCGUUCUUAACUAUGAAUACUUGAAUUUUUGAAUAACAAUGAAUAUGGCGCUAGUAUCUAUCACUAAUUGUUGCAUCGUACUGAUGACAGUUUCAAACUUGGUAGAUAUCACAAUAUCUAAGCCUGAUUACGUCGUUUUAGAAGAAAAUUCAUAUCCGGAACAUGGCGUACAAUAUGGGGCAAAUGAUCGAGAGCAGCUAACUUGGUACUCAUAUGAUAUUAUCAUGAACGGGAAUUCGCGUCCAGCGAAUUCCUUUUGGUCUAGUUCGAAUCGGUAUGUCGAGAUUAAACCAACAGAGCAGGCCCAGGAAAAUUCAUGGGGUCAAUAUGCUGAGGUGAAAACAACAGAAAAGCCUUCAAAUAAUCCAUGGAUUGUUCACAAAUGGGAAGAGAACAAGAAGACCACUAAAAGAGAACAAAUCCGUGAAGUCGAACCCACUUCCUUGAUAAGCAACAUUGGGAACAUUCCGAUUGUUCCUGCGAAUAGAAAUAAUAAUGAAAAUAAUGAUAGCACAGAAUUUGGCUCAUAUUCAGAGACCAGAGAGCUCUCGAGAUUGUCUGAAACCAAGUGCGAAGAAUACGGUAGAGCAGUUGGCCGAAAAAUUUGGGCUCUAGCUUUGGUCGGUACUAGACCACAAGGUGUGCCAUUAAGUGCUGGGAAUGGAAGGUGUGAGGGUCUUCACACUCCCCUUAUUGUAGGUGGUACAAAGGCUCAACAAGGUGAAUUUCCUCAUAUGGCAGCCCUUGGCUGGUUUAAUGAUAAUAACGGCAUCCAAUACUUCUGCGGCGGUACGCUCAUUUCGGAACACUGGGUUGUUACCGCAGCUCACUGUACUCAUGGGCGGUUGGGGAGCCCAUCUGUAGUACGUUUGGGGAGUCAUGACUUGGCUGACAAAGCAUUGGGCGAAGUUAUCGAGAUUAAGAGAAUAAUAAAACACAAUUCCUACAAGCCUCCAGCUCUGUACGCAGACAUAGCUCUUCUGGAAUUGAAAAAGGAUGUAAAAUUCACAGACAAUAUCAGACCAGCCUGUCUCUAUCAGGAAUAUGAUGCUGCACCUGCUCAAGCUUUGGCUACAGGGUGGGGUAUUACCGAUAUAGGAGAAGAUAGAAGUGAGCUAUUGUUGAAGGCGCGAUUGGAUAUACUGGAUAAUGUGCGCUGUGCGUUGCAGCACAACCGAUCAGCUGCAGUUCCUCGUGGAGUUGUGCCCAGCAUGAUAUGUGCAGGAGAUGUAAGCGGCGGGUGGCAUUCUGAUACAUGCCAAGGAGAUUCAGGAGGCCCUCUUCAAAUAAUUCAUCCAGAGAUAACCUGCCUUUAUCAGGUGGUAGGGAUUACCAGCUUUGGCAAACUUUGUGCUCUACGCAAUUCUCCUGGCGUCUACACCAGAAUUUCACACUACCUCGACUGGAUAGAAAAAAUCGUUUGGCCAGCGGGGAAGUAAGAAGUCUAUGGAAGUAUCAAAUGACCUUCAGGAUUUGAAUGGUGAUCCUUUUUCAAAUAUUGAACUACAACUGCAUGUAUUUUUUGAUUAGCAAACAAUUAUAAGAGUUUGCGCACCCACAGAAUUGACAAGCAGUCUGGAAAAUUAUAGCAAUGGCGACCAUACCAAAAAUGAAUGAUUGUAUACGUGGUUGUUUUAUUUGAAAAAAGUGUCAACAUAUUACAUAUUUACAGAUAUAGUAUAUCAUGAGAAAUGAGUGACAAUACAGCGAAAUAAUGAACAAAGCAAAAACUACUAACAAAUGACUACUUUACAAGUCUGGAAGAUUGGGAGGGAUGUACCGUGAUUUGAUUUCUUUUUCAUUAAAUCUUUCUCAUGCUUUGAAUCUUGUUGCAAUGGCAGCAUUUGUACAACUUACCAGAGUAUUCGUUACUUUACUAUGCCAUAUCAAUGCUGAUUUUGAUGUUACGCUGCAGUUAUUAGAUAUUCGCGCGACUUUUAGCUCGUUUUUUACAAGAGAGUCUCAACAUUAGACGUUAACUAUAAUCUUACGCAAUCUUGUUUGUGCACGUAUUGUACCAUCUGCAAGUUACGUGGUGAUAAAUAAAAAUAAGUUAAGAAAA